This is a messenger RNA of Lottia gigantea (owl limpet), 2913 nucleotides long. RefSeq lists its product as hypothetical. Gene Ontology annotation, molecular function: ubiquitin-protein transferase activity; metal ion binding. The record is from RefSeq and is a predicted model, not a curated record. The transcript has 6 exons. Gene Ontology annotation, biological process: protein monoubiquitination; regulation of DNA replication. Bases 1 to 2913 code for a protein of 970 amino acids. Lineage: Eukaryota; Metazoa; Mollusca; Gastropoda; Lottiidae.
AUGGCGGCUGAAUCAAAAACAAGAUUUGACAAGCAGAGUACGAUAUCUUUCACCUUGCCCAUUUCGUGUCAAAUUUGUCUUGGAAAGGUUAAGCAGCCAGUUUUAUGCCCCAAUAAUCAUGUAUUUUGUGGUAGUUGUAUGGAGGUUUGGUUGAGUAGAAAUCAGCAAUGCCCCUCUUGUAGGGUGGAUAUCAAUCCAGGCAAUCCAAUUCAACAAAUCAGAGGUGGUUUAAAUCAUUUUGAUGAGGAAAAUGAAAGAUUGAACACCAACCCACAGAUGAGGAAAGCUCGGUUUGAAUUGUUGUAUAAAGAGUAUGAGGAUGAAUUUGAAAGACUUGAAGCAGAAAUUCAAAUAUUAAAGUCAGAAAAUGAUGUAUUGAGGAGUCAAGUUAAGAGAGAAAAUGGUUAUGAUAAAUCUAAAGAAUUCACUCAUCCAAGUUCUGUUGAUGGGGGACAAGUUUUGGCUUUAACUCGUAAACUACAAGAUGCACAGAAACAAUAUGACAGACUUAAACAGGAGGCAAAUCGAAAUAAACAGGAAAAUAAUGAAUUAAAAGAUGAAAAUGUUAAUUUAAACAGAGAAAAUGAAAGACUCAGACUUGAAAUUGUCAGUAGAUCCCCUCACAGGUAUGGUAGAUUCACUGUUGCCACCCUGGAAUCGAAGGUUGAGGGGUAUGAGAAAGAGAUUAAACAGCUGAACAAAGCUUUAGAAAGAAGUGAUAAGUAUAUAGAAGACUUACAGAAACAACUGGAACUCUAUGGUCAUAAACAGCCAACAGACAAACCCAAAUUAUCCAAAGACUACAGUGAUUUUAAUGGAUCAAUCCUAGACACGAAAUCAGAAGUUGAUGCUUCCAAAAGACGCUUAUUCACUGGUGAUGGUAAUUUCAGUCAAAAAAGUGCCUAUGAUAAAACAGACCCUGUACAAUUUGCUCUGGAUUUGUAUAGAAACAGUACUAAGAGCAUCAAUAGUGAAAAUGAUGUUGCAACAGCUAGCCAAAUCAAAGACAAGGCAUAUCCUAAUCCUGAAUCACCUGGUCAGAGAAAGUGGAAGAAGUCAGCACUAUCAGGAAACUCGCCACAGAAAGACAGAACUCCUAAAAAGGUUCAAUUUGAUUUGAAAAAGGAAAAUGAUUCAGCAUCAUCAUUUGAUCUAGAUAGACCAAGUCCAUUAACUCCGUCCACGUACAUGGGAAAACUGUCUCUUUUAGACAAAAAAUCUCCUUCAUCAGCUAGAAAAAAUCUAAAUUUUGCUGAAUUUGACCGAACAAGUUCUUCCAAGUCAGCAAGAAACCUGGAAUUAGGGUCUCAAGAAAGUUUGGACGACACUGGUCAAAUUAAAUCCGAGUUGGAUGAGCUGAACAUAUCAAUGACUCCUGAGUUAUCAGAUUGUAUGAAGCUGAUGAAUAGAGCCGAAAAGAAUGUGCAUGUUAGCAAAUACAACGAGGAAUCUGUUAAAUCGAAAGGUAUUGCCAAUUUUGUAGCUCCUGUUGGUUCUUUGGUUCCUGGCAUGACUUUCAAUACCAUUAUGAAUGAAUAUCCUCUAAGCGUUUAUCACCUUUCUUGUAACAAUGAUGUUUCUUUGUCUGAAAAUCAGGCACCAGAAUCAAGACAUUCUGUGUCUUUGAGUUCUUCUAACCCCAACUAUCUUUCCAGCACUACUGCACAAAAUGAUAACUAUCAGAACCAAAAUUUUAGAAAUGAUGGGUCACGUCACAUGCAAAUUAAUAGAGAUGCUCAAAUUGGUCAGGUUCAUCUCUCUGCUUCGUCAAGCUCUUUUCCUUUCAAUCCUCCCUUGGGAAGCAGGUCACACCCCAUCACUAGCCACUUAACCUCUCAACAGCCAUCUUAUCAUUCCUUGCCUUUGUCUUCCUCCAUGAUGCUUGCUUAUUCACAAUCUAAUAACACACCCCUAGUCUCCCAAUCUAAUAUACCACCCCUAUCAAAUAAGCAGACGGACAUAAAUCAAAAUUUUUCGACUUUGGGAUUGUCAGACAUGGUUAGACGUGGCCAAGAUAUUUUGAAAACGAUGGAUUUGAAGCACAAUGAUGUUCGAUCUUUGACACCAGUAGUUUCAGCACAACCCCAUUCUUCUUACACAUCCAGUGUGAGCCAAUUUCAACCAAUAUUAAGCACCAGAGCAGAAACCAAAUCCAAUUUUUAUGAUGCUUUGAUAUCUAAAAGUAAAGUCAUAAAUGGAAUAGAAGCACCCAAUUUUACAAAGGGGAAUAACUUUGCAAAUUUGCCAAAAUUUGAUAUCCCACAAUCUCUUAUCAUUCCAUCACCAAACUUGAGUGCUGAAUUUGCAGCAGAUAAACAAUCUAAUGGGUCUCAACCAAAACCUCAAAAUGGUACUCUCCAUUAUCAAUCAAAACCCAGUGUAGACUGUCAAUCAAAGAAUGUACCUCCCCCUUCUCUACCAUCAUAUCAAUCAUCCAAUCAAAAUUUAGCAUUGGCUAAUGGUUUUUCAAAAUCAUUGCAUCUGUCUGCUGCCAAGCCACCUGCUUCCAUCCCUCCCACCACCAUUUCAUCUCAUUUCUUCUCAUCCACAGGUUUCUCCAGUUCUGAUUCUCUUCCGUCCACAAAUCCUGAAAGUCAUGCCAGUACCUCCCAGCAACAACCACAAAAACCUACAGAGCUAUUCCAAAAUAGCAGCCAAAUGAACGGAAAUCAGCAGCAGACAUCGAAGUCUGCAAAGGGAGAUAACUCCAUGAACAGUCUGGAUUUUUCUGGAACUGGAAACAGUGAUUCAUUUAGAUUGGAAGCACCAACUGGUAACUAUAGUUACGUUUCCAAUGACUUGUCAUCACGAGGGUCAGACUCUUUUCUCCCUGAACCCAAAAAGCGUUUAUUUCAAACAGACGAUAGUUUGGAUAUUUCAAUGAGUCCAAUCAAAACUUCCAGGCAUUAUUGA